GAAGGGGGAGGAGCCAGUACACGCAGCCACGUGUUCGCCUGCUGGUAACCUCUCAUAUUCUCCGUGCAGGAUCUCGAGAAGGUGUGAAGAGGACAGCAGAGCCGCCUGCACGCACAAAUCAGCUGCUGCUGUUGAAUAAACCAAGACACCAAAGGAGAGGCAAACCAGUAGGAUGUGGCUGACUCUUCUUUACAGCUGCUGCGGUGGAGCAGCUCUUCUCUAUGCUCUGUACCGAUGGGUGAUCCCCACCGCUGUGCAGCAUCACGCUGGGCUGGCGCUGUUCUGGCACGAUGUCAUUGUGGAGAGGAUGCUGGACACAUUGACCAAGUCCACACGUCCUCAGCGGCUCCUGGGCGCAGUGCAGAAGAACGCCACUAGAGGGGACCCUCGCAGCGUGAUCCAGGCCAUCGAUCACUUCUGCAGAAGCAAGGAGUGGGCCAUGAAUGUGGGGGAUGAGAAAGGCUGCAUUCUUGACUCAGUGGUGUCAGAGGUGAACCCAGCCACCGUGCUGGAGCUGGGAACCUACUGUGGCUACUCCGCGGUCCGGAUCGCCUGCCGCCUUCCACCUCGCGCCAAGCUCAUCACUCUGGAAUUCAACCCUGAGGUUGCCGUAAUUGCCCGUCAAGUCAUCGCGUGGGCCGGAGUGGAGGACAAGGUCCAGUUAGUUGAAGGUGCAUCUGGUGACUGGAUCCCCAGAAUGAAGGAGCAGUUUGGGGUGAAAACAUUUGAUUUGGUUUUCCUGGAUCACUGGAAAGACCGCUACCUUCCCGACACUAAACUCAUGGAGGAGUGCGGACUCCUCAGGAAAGGCAGCGUCCUGCUGGCGGACAACGUCAUCUGCCCCGGAACUCCUGACUACCUGGAAUAUGUCCGAAACACCCCGCGAUACAAGAGCCAGUACUUCAAAGCUCACCUGGAGUACACCAAAGUGGAGGACGGGAUGGAGAAGUCCGUCUUCUUAGGGUAGCUUUUUCACUGGUAAUGUCAGGUUUUACACAGUUACCAGCAAACCCUUUGGCCCGGGCUCGUCUUAGCUUCACAGAGAAAACUUAAAAUCAGUCAGAGUUUACAAAUGUGAAAUUAAAAAUACGGUGAAGAA
Molecule: messenger RNA, 1099 nt
Organism: Pungitius pungitius (ninespine stickleback)
Lineage: Eukaryota; Metazoa; Chordata; Actinopteri; Perciformes; Gasterosteidae
Gene: comtb
Product: catechol-O-methyltransferase b
Exons: 7
Coding region: 173-967 (264 amino acids)
Biological process (GO): developmental process; dopamine metabolic process; catecholamine catabolic process
Molecular function (GO): catechol O-methyltransferase activity
Source: RefSeq, a predicted model, not a curated record